UAAACAAAGUUCUUUUAUUGGCUUAUCAAGUGGCGCUACGAUCGUGUAUCAUCUGCGGCUCGGAUUCUUCUUGUGUGUCCUGUGAAAUAUAGAUAAGAGUGAAAAUGUCAGCGUGGAGACAAGCGGGAUUAAAUUACAUCAAUUAUUCUCAGAUCGCAGCUAGGUUAGUCAGGCAGGCUUUGAAAGCUGACUUUAGAGCAGAAGCUAUUAAACGUGAUGAAGUCAAUGUGAAAUUUACUCAAUGGAAGGAUGGAAAACCCAUCACUGAAAAGAUGUGAUCAUAAUGAUCAAAAAUGCCUAGAUGACAAUAUCACAGAUGGAUGCAGAAUUCAUCCAAUACAUAUUUAUAGCCAUAAGUUAUGUAUGAAGAUCUCUAUCUCCAUGUAAAAUAAAAACAAUCUCUUCGCACUA
Messenger RNA from Pogonomyrmex barbatus (red harvester ant), 411 nucleotides. Its product is annotated as protein stunted. The record is from RefSeq and is a predicted model, not a curated record. Gene Ontology annotation, molecular function: proton-transporting ATP synthase activity, rotational mechanism. Gene Ontology annotation, biological process: proton motive force-driven mitochondrial ATP synthesis. Gene Ontology annotation, cellular component: mitochondrial inner membrane. Lineage: Eukaryota; Metazoa; Arthropoda; Insecta; Hymenoptera; Formicidae.